Messenger RNA from Salarias fasciatus (jewelled blenny), 2396 nucleotides. RefSeq lists its product as uncharacterized. Gene Ontology annotation, cellular component: external side of plasma membrane. Gene Ontology annotation, molecular function: cytokine receptor activity. The coding region runs from base 181 to 1443 and encodes 420 amino acids. Lineage: Eukaryota; Metazoa; Chordata; Actinopteri; Blenniiformes; Blenniidae. The transcript has 11 exons. The record is from RefSeq and is a predicted model, not a curated record. Gene Ontology annotation, biological process: cytokine-mediated signaling pathway.
AGUCUCACUCCCUUCUGUUUUCUUAGUCUCAACUCUUUUCCUUUCUUUUUUUUUUUCCUUCUAUAAAUCUCUGACACGGAGUUAUCGAUCCUCAGUUCCUUCUUCUUUCCCUGACUCCCAGCCGGAGAGGAGACGCGCCGAACACAUGGAAUAAAAGGCGCACGGACUCAUGAGGGCAGCAUGACGGUUACGCACCAAGUUUACGCGCUCCUGGCCGCCGUCUCCUCACUGGGAUUCCUCUGCAAAGCAGAUCCCCUCCCUCCUGUGUCGGAGAUCUCGUUCGAGUGGCUGAAUGGCUUCUUCUUGAAGGUGUCCUGGACCUGGGAGAGACCCGUAGACCUCCCCCCGAGCUGCGAGGUCGAGUAUUACGUGUAUCGGCCAACGACGGCAGCGUUCAGCACAACGGGUCCACAUAGGAAAACCAUACUCCAGCAGGACGUUGACAGAUACCUGACAGAAGAAGCAGGCUCGGGUCGAUGGGACAUCGACGUUCAAGUCGUCGGCGUUCCGCCCUGCGACAACUGGAAGAGCAAAAACACCAGCAAAACCGUGACCACGAAGAAGCCGAGAGGGGAGCUGGUGGAGGACUUUAAAUGCGUGACGGACCCCGACGGAAUGAACUGUUCCUGGAUCCCGCUCGAUCCAGAUCUGAACGUAACGCUGUCGUACGGGAGUUGUGAAGAAAGUGAGGAGAAUAUGACGAGUCUAAAAAAGUGUGACGAGCGUUACGUGGACGGGAAAAGGAACGGUUGUUACCUGAGAGACGAAGACGCGUGCGUGCUCAUAGAGACCGAGUCUGAGUUGAAAACCUUCGAGGCUGCUCUCGUAAUACGUUUGCCGAAGAUGAGCAUCAGAGAGGACGGAGACCAUCUCCGUCUGACGUGGACCAGUCCAGACGUUGGAACGGCUUGUGUUUGGGAAUACGAGGUCUGCUACACAGAAUGUGAAAUACCCAGAAACUGUCUAACCACUCACAUGGACGCCACGGAAGACGGCUCUUUAAAGAUUCUCUACGAUGACCGGUGUCGCUAUGAGUUUAAGUACAAAGUCAAGACCAGCCGUUACUGCAUCGAGGUGCCGAGCGAUGGCAGCGGCUCCAUGACUUACGUCCCUCAGGGAAAAGGCCCUGCACCAAGCAGCGAUCCAGGUGGUAACACUCCUCCCGUCCUGUCCUUGAGCUCCACGAUUGUGAUCGCCAGCGUCCUUUCAGUCGUCCUGUCCGUCUGCCUGGUUCUGACCUGCUACUGCUUCAAGAGACAUAGAGACAUUUUCUGUCCCAGCAUCCCCGAUCCUUCGGCCAUAUUUAAGGGAAUGAUGGUGAACGGAAACAAGGACUUGAUGCCGAGCACGUCGAGCCACCUGUACACGCCGAUGCCCGAAGCCGUGGAGUGCUGCAAACUCAUCCUCGUGGCUGAAAACAGCACCGUCCAGGAAAACUCCUGACUCCUGAACGCUCUCGUGUAUGGGAUGCGCUUUAGUGGAACUGUUUAAGGAUCCUCAGAGGGACGGUGCCCGGUCCCGCCCAGAACAAGAACCUCUCCACCUCUCAGAACCGUCUUUGGAGGGACCUUCGACGUACUCCCCUGGUUUUGCUGCUCCUCUCAGAUGGAGACUGUGACAGUGGCGUCCAGCGCCCGAAUGGCAGCAGCCGUGGUCAGAAACUGGUUACAGUGUGGCGUGAAAAGAAAAGUCUGUUCCUGCUUCGUAUUUCCCUCUCACCAUGUGGGUCAACCCAGGAAGGACACGGGUUAGCAUGUCAGAGCUAGCUGCUGUUUGAUGAUGAGUUCAUUUCUAAAUGCUUGAGCUGAUCCGCCGGAGUGAUUAUACGCCUGCUACUGUAACGCCACAGCCUUGUUUUCAUUCUCUAGAUUAAGGUACUGUCUAUGAAUUACGCUGUGAUCGAUAAAUAUUUAGGCAUGCGUCCCUUUUCUGAGCAGCGGCCGGCUUGAUGCUGGAUUUAUUUAUUGAUAUGUGUAUCGAUAGUACACUGGUGUCUACUGAAGUCAGCGAACUGGCCGGCGUCAUCUUGCAAUGCCUGUUUGUGCCACAAGGUGGUGUCGAGAGCCAACAAAGCAGAAGCAGCACAGCAAUGGUGGAAAGAGAGGUAGCUACGGAGUCAAGGACGGCACAGCAGGGCCGUUUAUCCAUCCUUCACACGAUUGAUCCACUGUGCUUGAACUUUCUUUGGGGAAACGUCUGACCUGAGCCCCAGAUUGUUUCUCUCUGUGUUUCUUUGUUUUUGUGUGUGUGUGUGGAAACUAAUAGACUUAUGUCUUUAAAGGGGAAUUUGUAAUGUUUGUGUGAUUUAUUUUUUAUUAUUUGGAAAACAGGAAAAAGAAAAAAAAAAGAUGGAAACAGGGUCUUGUUCAAACUGGACGAUAAAAUGAUUGAACAUA